AUGGCACAAAGAAUGAGUGUAACACAAAAUUCUGUCGAAACUUACACAAUCUACCCCACCACCAAUAAAUACAAUCGUCCACGUCCACCAUCGACAAUAGCACUUCAUGGCAUGGAUCUAAUCGGUGCUCCUAUAGACAUCCAUAACCACCGAUUCUACCACUGUCCACCAUCUCAUCUGAUAAGCACUACCACGGACUUAAUCGAUAAACUAAAAUCUUCUCUUGCCGAAGCACUCGAAUUGUAUCCACCAGUAGCAGGAACUUUGCAAACCAAUGAGGAAGGCGAGAUUUACAUCGAUAUGGAUGCGGAAAAUAGGUUGGGUACACCAUUCCUGGUCGAUAUGAAAGAUACACCGUAUGCUGGUGAUGCUGAAGAUCUAUCUCCUCGACUUUUCAUGUUGCUACCUCCAUCAACAAGUACAUUAGCAGUGAAAGUAACUCAGUUUUCCUGCGGAACGAUCGCCGUAGCAGCUUCUAUUAACCAUCUAGUUACUGAUCUACGUGGCUUUCUCGAUUUUCUUGAAGUCUGGGCUCAACUCACUCGAGGCGAAACCAUCGACUUUACAAAAAUUCCAGAAGAUUGGUCUCAUACUCCCGGUCGAUUUUUUUCUGAUCUGAUCCAAAAGUCAACAACACCGACACCUCCUCCAGGAUUCAUGGUUCUUCCUGCUCCGGCAUCCGGAUCAUCUUCAUAUUUAUUAGAAUCAUCAGAAGUUACAAGAUGGAAAUUUACCAAAAGUGCUCUUGAACGAUUAAAGAAUGAUUUCUCACCAUCUCACGAUUCUGAUCUAUGGAUUUCAUCGGGUGAUGCACUUGCUGCUCUUCUUGGUGGUGUCAUUACACGUGCUCGUGAAAAUGAAAAUGUGGCAAGAUUAGAUGGAAGAUCUAGUUUGGAAUCACAAAUUGAGACAUUUGCAAUGGCCGCUGAUGGCCGAGAUAGGGCUCCUCAAGGAAACAUGUCUGAUGGACGAUACUUUGGAAACUUCAACGCCCUUUUCAAUGCUGCCGUUUCUCGCUCCGAUUUAUUAUCUCUCACUUGUGAGUCGGCUUCUCGUGUUGCCCUGGCGGUUAGAAACGCUGUGAACCUUCAACUUUCACCAGAAGCUAUUGCUAACAGGAUUUCGUUUAUGGAAGCUCCCGAAAACACCAAACCUCCUGGUCGUAUUGCUUGGACAGCAGAUAUAAUAAUGACCAAUUGGUGUCGAUUUGAUUUACAAGGUCCAAAACUAGAUUUUGGUUGGGGAAAACCUUUUUAUGCAACUCCUGGUGGUGGUACUAUUUAUCCACCUGGAUAUAUUCUGUUGACGCAAGAGAAGAGUUCCGGAGAUAUUUCUAUUAUAAUGACAGUGGAACGGGAAGGUGCAAAUGGGGUGAAAGCUGACUUAUUGCUGAACAAGUAUGCAGAACUAGUCACACUUCCUUAG
This is a messenger RNA of Adineta steineri, 1425 nucleotides long. The record is from the annotation of a GenBank genome assembly. NCBI's taxonomy places the organism in Eukaryota, Metazoa, Rotifera, Eurotatoria, Adinetida, Adinetidae.